Messenger RNA from Adineta steineri, 522 nucleotides. The record is from the annotation of a GenBank genome assembly. Lineage: Eukaryota; Metazoa; Rotifera; Eurotatoria; Adinetida; Adinetidae.
AUGCAUGAAGGAUCAUCUAAGUUCUGGUAUAUUGUACCUUCUUCACAUGCGGAUCAACUAGAACAAUGUCUCCGAGACGUUGAUACUCUUGACACAUCCCAUUGUCAGGCAUCUCUGCAACACAAAACUCUCUUUCCAAAUCCAGUUGAACUUGCUCAAUUGCACAAUAUUCCCGUUUAUCGAAUCGAACAAUGUCCAAAUGAAAUAAUCGUUAUCUUUCCUCGAGCGUAUAAUUGGGGUUUCGAUGGAGGCUUCAACGUGACUGAAUCUAUCAAUUUUGCAUUACCUUCAUGGAUUCCAUUUGGACGGAGCGUUCGUUCGUGUUUGUGCCAACAAGUAGGCAAUCCUGUCGAGCUAUACAUGGAUCCUUUUACGAAGGAAAACGUGUUAACAUAUACGCAAACUCAUUUGAAUAGUCAACUUCUUCAAUUGGAACGCAUCCUGAUGACCUCAGGCCAACAGCCAAUAUUAAAUUUAGAUACUGCCGUCGAUGGAGAAUCCAAUGGUCUAUUUAAAGUUUAG